Leptopilina heterotoma is the source of this 2103-nucleotide messenger RNA. RefSeq names its product omega-amidase NIT2-like. The transcript has 4 exons. Gene Ontology annotation, molecular function: omega-amidase activity. Gene Ontology annotation, biological process: oxaloacetate metabolic process; L-glutamine metabolic process. Lineage: Eukaryota; Metazoa; Arthropoda; Insecta; Hymenoptera; Figitidae. The coding region runs from base 76 to 474 and encodes 132 amino acids. Gene Ontology annotation, cellular component: mitochondrion. The record is from RefSeq and is a predicted model, not a curated record.
CGUUUCUAACGACGAGUCGCAAUUAAAUAAGUGCAGUGCGAUUUUGCGAAGCAAAUUAAUACAACAAAACCUAUAAUGCCAAAAUUAAAAUUAGAAUUAGAAUUAGAAUUACGCUUAGCACUAGUUCAACUUGCAGUUGUAAAUGAAAAGCCUGAAAAUGUAAGAAGAGCAAUUUCAUUUAUUGAGGAAGCAAACAAAAAGGGUGCUGAUAUUGUCACUUUGCCAGAAUGUUUUAAUUCUUCGUAUGGAGCAGCACACUUUCCAAAAUAUGCGGAAACAAUUCCCAACGGUGAAACAAGUAAUGCAUUAUCAGAAGCUGCUAAAAGGAAUAAAAUUUAUAUCAUUGGCGGUACAAUUCCUGAAAGAGAAGGUGAUAAAUUGUAUAAUACCGCCACUGUUUGGGAUCCGCAGGGAAAUUUAAUUGCAAAGUACAGAAAGAUUCUGCACCAGACACUGCACUUCCAUAACUUUUAAUAGUAAAGCAUCUGCUAUAUAUAUUAGAUACAUAACCCAUUAACUGCAACGAUCAGCCCAGUGAGAAAUAUAAGGUCUACCCGACAUCUAUUCGACGUCUAAGAAGUUGAGAGGAGAUCUAGGUCUAGAUUUGGUCUAGAAAUGUUAAAUAUAGAUGUCAAAGUUGUUUGACAUCAAAGAUAUUUGUAUUUGUCAUUCAGUCGAUUAGUGUAAUUUUACACAGAUUUUAUAAUAUUUAAUAUUUUUAAAUUUCUUCAACUAAGCGAAACAAAGACAAUUUUUGGAUCAGUACUGAUUCCGUUAUAUUGACGUACUCGCUAUAUUAAUAUUGUUGGGAAGCACCCACAAAGCACAGACAUUUUCUGAAAGUUUGCUGCAAGUUUGCAGCAAACUUGCAUAAAUAUAAAAAUGUCACCCACUUGGCAAGUUUGUAGCAAACUUGCGCCAAAUAGCAAAAACUUAAAUGUAUGCGCAGUAGUUUACUAUGACAUCUAGAGCUGCGCACUAUAUUUUAGUCACCUUCCCUACAGGGAAGGUAUCGUUCAUCGAAAUAUAUAAAAUUUGAAAAAAAAAAUUUUUUUAAUUUUUUAGGUAUUUUAGAAAGUUUGCUGCAAAUUUUCCUCAAGUUUUCAUUGCAAACUUGCCAAGAGGGUGACAUUUUUAUUUGUAUGCAAGUUUGCUGCAAACUUGGAUGCAAACUUGCGAAGUCUGCAUGAAAAACUUGCAGAAAAAUACUGUGCUUUGUAGGCAAGUAAUGGUAACUUUUACGAAUGUCAGAAAUUUUUGCAGGACAUAAUCUAAUAGUGUACUAGUGCCAGUUUAACAGGCGUAUUUGCAAUUACUUAGAUCGCACAGUGGUCCAGAAAUCUAAAAAGUUGGCCAAAAGUCAAAAUUUAAUUUCAUAAUUUGUAUUGUUUAAAUAGUUGUAGUAGUACCCCUAGAGUUGUUUAAAGUCAUUAGAAGGGUAAGAGUUUCCUUUUUAUAGUCAUAAUAUUAUUAUAUUAUUAUAUUAUUAUAUUAUUAUUAUAUUAUUUAAUAGUCAUAAUGCCUUCCUGAUUCGUUCAUUUAGAUCGCGCACGAUAAUUGCACUUUUUGUGAAAAAAGCAGUUUUUUUUGUUAGUGCACAGUAUUCAAAUGGCCGAUUGACUAAUUUUAAAACCCUAAAAUGAAUUCAUCUUAAAAAAGUAAGUAUUUUCAGAGAAGUAUUUGUUUAUAAUUAAUGAUAAAAACUUUCGGACAAUUGGAAACAUCAAAAUUACAUAAAAUAAUCAAUUGAGAUACGCAAAGUUUUCCAAUAAAGAUUUAUAAGUUUAAAGUUUUGCGGAGUAUUGCCAAGUCUGAUAUACAAAAAUGUUCGUUAUACGCUCAUUUAAAAUGUGUGUGAAUAGUAGUUGCCAAGACCUGCCAAGAUAAGAUAGACAAACAUUUGAAUGUGAACAAACACGAAUUACAAAAAACGAAGAAAAUUUCCUAAAAGUGAAAAGUUCGUAAAGUCCGAUCCCGUCAUUUCUGCUGUCAGCAAUAUGUCAACGCGAAAAGGAAGAGCAAACAUUUGUCAACAGAAGCACUUUCUUUAUUAACCCGUUGACUGUUAAACUAUAAAAAUUAAAUUUACUAGCGAAUGUCAGG